GCGCUCCGGUUGCGGUGCGCAGGGGUUUCUUGGCAUCUGUCUCCGCCAGGAUAGGCAGGAGCCGGGCCCGCCCGUGGGGUUCCCCGCAGCCGCCAGCGCCUAGGAGAAGGCACCAGCCCCGCUCCCGUGCAAUGAGCCUCCGAGCCCAUUUGCUGGUAGGUGGAAUGGGGCAGUCAUGAAUGGUGAUGCCCUUUGCCAAGAGUCUUCCUCCCAGCUUCCUGACUGGAGGGAAUUCUGUGAGCUCCAUGCCCAGGCUGCUGCGGUGGAUUUUGCUCAGAAGUUCUGCCAGUUCCUGAAGGAGAACCCCCAUUACGAUACCCCGGGGGCUGAAACCUCCUUCUCCCAUCACUUUGCUGCCAAUUUCUUGGACAUCUUCAGCUUGGAGGUCAGCAGGGUGUUUGUGUCCGACUCCCCAACCAAGUACAACAUAGUGCCCUUCGCGGGACUACAGAACUGCCACAUGCCUUAUGGCCGAGACAUCCUCCAGAGGAAAGAGGAGACCUCCACAGAAUCCCUGGACAGCAUGGACAACCCCGUGAACUCCAGCCGAUAUCUGAGCCAGUCCCAGCAGGCUCAGGCCCAUAAAGUUUCUUCCUACGGCCACUCUCGGAGUUCAGAGGACGUCUCUGUCCAUGCUACUUCCAAGCCGAAAUUCAAGAAAGGUUUCUCCUUGAGGAAUAUGAGCCUGUGCGUGGUGGAUGGCAUGAAGGAGAUGUGGCACAGGAAGUCCUCUCCGGAGCCAGGCAUGGAGGCCACGCAGGGUGGCAGGAGGUCAGAGAGAGAGCAGUGUCCCUCUGCGAACAAGGAACACAACGACCCAAGGGAGAGAUGGACUCACAAGCUACGGCUGUCAAAAGUCCAGUCUUCCAAGGUGGAACUUGUGGAUAUUCAGAGGGAAGGCACCCUCCGCUACAUGGUGGCAGAUGACACGAACUGUGUGGGUAGCUCUCAGUGGCAGAAGUGUCGGCUGAUGCUCAGGAAGGCUGUGAAGAUGGAGGGGGAGAGGUUCCUGCUGGAGUUUUAUGUGCCUCCAAAGGCUUCCAAACCUAAGGUCAGCAUCCCACUCUCAGCCAUCAUUGAGGUCCGGACGACCAUGCCUUUGGAGAUGCCGGACAAAGACAACACCUUCGUGCUGAAGGUGGAGAAUGGUGCUGAGUAUAUCCUGGAAACCAUUGACUCCCUCCAGAAACACUCCUGGGUGGCGGAUAUCCAGGACUGCAUAGACCCUGGGGACAGCGGAGAUGAUAUUGAACUUUCCUCCUGUGUGCAGGGAGCCUGCCUGCCAGGCAGGGUACCCUCCUGCAGCUGUGAAUUUGUGGCUGAUGGUGUGCAUAGGACUCCAGACAGAUGUUCUGUGCUUGCCACCCACACCACCACCCCAAUCGCUGCCACUGUCAUCUCAGCCCCACAUGGCAGGGCCAGGGACUCCUCAGGGGAACACCUGGCCCAUGUACCACUUGAAAACUUCCUGCAGACCCUGGAGUCAUCAGCCACCAGCAGUCAUUUAGCAGGGGAGGAAAGUGAAACAGAAGCAGAGAUCAACCUCUCAGAUUUCCCCUGGUUCCACGGGACACUGUCGCGGAUCAAAGCCGCCCAGCUGGUGCUCUUUGGUGGGGCCAGGAGUCAUGGUCUGUUUGUCAUUCGGCAGAGUGAAACUCGACCAGGCGAAUACGUGCUGACUUUUAACUUCCAGGGGAAAGCAAAGCACCUGCGGCUGUCCCUGAACGAGAAUGGACAGUGCCACGUGCAGCACCUCUGGUUCCAGACCAUCUUCGAUAUGUUGCGGCACUUCCACACCCACCCCAUCCCCCUGGAGUCCGGCGGCUCAGCUGACAUCACUCUCCGCAGCUAUGUCGUGGCGCAGGGCCCCUUCUCUGAUGCCAGCCCUGCUCCAGCUGUUGCCUCCCAACAGCCCAGCUGCAGAAGUGACCUCUUGUCCCAACACUACUUCUCCAGCUUUGUGCCAGGCCCUUUCCAGCCCACGUUGCCCAUGGAGGGGGCUGUCGCCUCUUCCUCCUCCACCAGCCACCCUCUGUACCACCGAAUGGAGGGGACCCUCAGUGCCCGGAGCCGCAGCAACAGCACCGAGCGCCUGCUGGAGUCGCCCAGCGUUAGCGUGGAUGACUAUCACGAGAGUGACGGCUCACGCAACAGGACCAGGGCGGUUGAGAACCAGUAUUCUUUCUACUGAGGGGUCACAGAGCGGAGGCCAGCCCUCUGUGUGGGGUGUCCUUGCCUACCGAUGCAGCCGUGGUUCAUGAGGAUGCUCGUGCCAUUGCUGAUGAGCCCUGGCUCCAAUCUCCGACCACCCCCCUUCCCCAGUGGAUGUUUACAUAUUGCCAUGGCCCAAAGCCUUGGGCUGUCCCACUCUCUUGUCAGCUCUCUGGUGUGCCCCUCACCUCCGCGUCCGAUUCACUGGUGCCAACUCCAUCCAUCACCAGCAAUGGACCUGGGCUGUCCUGUCUCCCCCUGGCAGCUUGGAGAAUGGUUUGAAUGAUGAGCAACUUGCCAGCCAGGAAAUCGCGUUGGGUAUGCCCAACCAAACACAUUCACAGCUCCCUAGAUCUGGCUCGUGCUCUGAACUCACAAGGCCAAAGACACCAGUGCCAUUAAGAAACCUGUUCAAGGGUCAGCAGUGCCCGCUCUCUGCCCUUGUCAGCUUGCAGUCGGUUCCCUUAACUCCUAUGAAGAUUCGCCUGCCGGUCUCUCCAUUGUCUGCUGUUGGAUCGGGACUCACUUCCCGCUCGGGUCUAGUAACAUGCAGUGGUUCUCCUGGAAUAGGAAUCCAUGGCUUUGAUUUAUGUCAUUCUUCCCUUAGCUGUGCAACAAUGAAAGCAUCUCCUGGCAUUUCCUUGAUGGAAAGGACUAGACGUUGCCAGUGUUGGAACGUAGUCAAGGUCACCUCAAACGGUUACUUCCCUUCAGGGAUAAUUACCUUGAGUUCUGCAAACAAGACACUGCAGGCUAGUAACGUUUUGCGGUGACCUUGUACAUGACAGACCUUGCCAAGGUAGUUUUGUUGCUAGUAUAGGGAACGUGCCCGCACACACACCCGUCAGAGAUGGAAAAGACCUGUCAGACUAUCUGGUCCCUCUCCAUUGCUAUUACAAGAUUGUUCGCAGGAAAUUUAGGGUUGUUUGUUCACUGGAGUCCCAAACCCGUGGGGAGAUUAUUCCAUAGCCUAAUGCAUCUGACUGUUAGAAAGUUUUUCCAGAUAGCCAGCCUAUAUUUUCCCUUUCUUCACUUUAUCCACCCUAAUGAUUCCUUUUCCUUCUUGGUUUUUAAAACCCUACAGCUGCUUGAGGGGUGGAAUAAAAUCCCCCUGCCUCCAUCACCUCUUAUCCAGCCUGUAUCUGGGGAGUUCUGUUAGUAUUUCCUUCUAAAGCCAUCUCCUCAGGCCCUGAUCAUUUGUGUUUAUGUUCUCUGAACUUCCCCCAGUUUAUUAAUGGUUUCUUGGUAAUAUAUGCACGUGUGUCUUAUGCAUAUUCUCUCUCUUCUUUUACGUGCAUGCUCUUUCUCUCUGACACACACAUACACCAACCUGAAAGUUCCUGGUUGAAUCCCAAUCAUGGUUAACCCCUGUGUGUUGCAUUGUCAUUGCUAAAAGGAACACAAUUGCAAAUGCACCUUUUGGCUAACAUGGCGAAUUCAGCCAGUUCCAUCCCCUAGAGACAGAGCUUUUAAAAUAUGACAUUGGCCCAGAUUUUCAAGUGGUCACACAUUUUUUGGGGGCUGCUUCAGUGUUUGGGUCCUCAGCUGGAGAUGCCUAGGGAACCUCAUUUUCAGGAGGGCCAGGCCCCCUCUACUCUGUUAGAAGUCAGUGAAAAUUUGGUUGGGUUCCCCAAAAUUAAGGCACUGAAAAAUCAGGGGCUACUUUUGAAACUAUUGGCCAUUAAACUUAACCGCCUAAGGAGAGCGAGCUGGAGAAAAGAGAGGGCUAUUUCUUGCUGUGUUCAUAGAUAAAAUAACUGAAGUGUUUGGUUGGUAUGCUUCUGGUUUUAAUUUAAAACAAAAAAUGUGUACUCAUGGCUGGAUGAAACUCCCUGUGGGCAGACAGCCAGCACUUAAAGCCAGGUCUAUACAUGAAUUUAAUGUUGAUAUAAUUAUGUCAGUUGGUGGGCUGGGACCUGGUGUGCGUAUUUUUAUUUAAACUGAAAUUGUUGCACCAGUGCACGUCUAGUGUGCAUGUGUGGCAAAAUGGAUUGAGCACUGGACUGAGACUUAGCAGACCUGGGUUCUGUUCGCAGUUCUGUUAGCCUGCUGGGUGA
Chelonoidis abingdonii (Abingdon island giant tortoise) is the source of this 4268-nucleotide messenger RNA. RefSeq names its product SH2B adaptor protein 2 (gene SH2B2). The record is from RefSeq and is a predicted model, not a curated record. Gene Ontology annotation, cellular component: plasma membrane. Gene Ontology annotation, biological process: antigen receptor-mediated signaling pathway; intracellular signal transduction. Lineage: Eukaryota; Metazoa; Chordata; Testudines; Testudinidae. Gene Ontology annotation, molecular function: transmembrane receptor protein tyrosine kinase adaptor activity.